UUUAAAAAUGCUAACGAACUUGGAGGAAAAACGUUGGCUUCCAAACAAGAUAACCUGCGUGGAUUGGAAAAAAAAUAAAAACUUGCCCACUUUUUUUCAAUAGCAUUUAAAUGUACAAGUGUUUCUUUAUUCCAGGCAUUACGAAUCACUUGGAAUUUUCUAUAUCGACCACUACAGUUUGAUUUUCUUCUUGAGCAGUUGUGAUCGUUUGUGCCAUUUAAAUAUGGCUGAUUGGCUAUAAAACUAUUUUUAAAAUACUCUAGCCUAGCGUCCUUGGUUACCGUUGAUCCAUGUACAGUACUCGUCAAUAAUCGUGAGAAUGUCAACACUGUGGACCGCAGUAUGGAGGAUAUCGCACCGGUAUUGAAGAACGGUGAAGAUGAAACUCUGUUGUAGUGUAAAAGAGGUGUUUUAAAGCUAUAAAGAUGGAUGACACAACGAAAAGGCUAUUUUCCGGACACAUUCGUAUUGAGGAUAUAGCAGAAAUUCCAGCGAGAACUGUCCGAGUUUUUCUCAACUCUACAGCUGAAGACAGCGUGACCGAAAGAAAUGCCAUCUUGGAGAGAGUUUACCCUCAACUGCGGGACCACUGCCGUCAGAAACACGGGGUAGAGUUUCAGCUGGUGGACCUAGAUUGGGGCUCCGAUCCCAACUGUGUCAAUCUGGACCAGUCGUUUUAUGACUUCCGGUUACGAGAACUCAGACGAUGUCAAAUUCUUUCAGCUGGACCGAGCUUAUUGGCUUUGGUAGGACAGCGAUAUGGUCAGAUAGGCCUGCAGUCUUCAAUACCGUCCGAGGAAUUCGAACUUUUAAGAAUGUGGCUUCAUAAUCAAAAGAGUCGAGACACCAGGACAGCUCCCCUGUUAGAUGAAUGGUACACCAAGGACUACAACUCUGUCCCUCCUGUUUAUUCUUUAAAGGACGCUGAACAGAAGAUAUCCGAUCUUUCCUCGAAUGAUCCGUCAGUGUUUAAUGAAGGAAUGACAAAAUGGCGAGAGGCUGAAGAGGAAAUGAUGAGAUUGUUACACAAAGCAGCUGAUGCCUGCUAUCUUCAAGGCCUCAUUGACGAGGGCAUUAAACAGAAAUACGUGUUGUCAGCCAUUGAUAACCUAAUGGUCAUGGGAAUAGAUGAAUUGACAUCACCAGAAAAUCACUGUUUUAUUGCGUUCCGGGAAAUUGCUGAUCUGAAAAAUUAUGUCAACGAUCCUCUGGCGAAAAAGUAUGCCGAUAUAUAUUUCAAUGAAAGAAAAGAACAGUUCGAAAUUGACCCAGUAUCAACUCAUCUGAUAAAAACGAUGUCGGAGCGAAGUAAAAAAUUAGUCACUGCCAAGAAUACCAAAUUUUACAGCGUUUUGUGGCGAUAUGAUGACGUCAUCAGCCCAAUUCACCAUAACGAUUACUUGACCAAGCUGUGUUCUGAUUUGUCGAUUACGUUAAAGGAAUUGAUUGAUAGAGAAGUUCCUAAAAACGUGGUUGAUGAAAAAGAUGAAGUGUAUGAUGAGUGUCACCAACAUUGGCUGAGAUGCAAGCAUUUAUCGGCAGAUUUUUACGGUCGUGAAACAGAUUAUGCCAAACUGGUUGAGUAUCUUCAAGGGGAGACUGAUCAGAUCAUGGUGAUUCACGGUGCUGCAGGUGUAGGGAAGACGGCUAUUCUUAGCAAAGUCGCCUCUCAGGUGCACGACCUAUUGGCGGAUGAGAAAAUUUGUUUGAUUAAGUACGUGGGAUACACUCCUAAAAGCGCAGACAUCAGGAAUUUACUGACCUCACUCUGUACGCAAAUUCUCGUGGGAUUAGAUCGAGAACAUGCAUCCGUUUCGCGAGAAUUCAAAGAACUGCAGAAAUUGUUUCUAUCUCUAUUGCAAUCAGUCCCAGAAAACAAAACAUUAGUGCUUUUCAUUGAUGCCAUUGAACAAAUGUUACCUGAUCAUAACGCACAUUUGUUGACAUGGCUCCCCCAAACUCUUAAGCCAAAUGUGAAAAUUAUUGUUAGCGUUAGCUCGGGGGACAGCGCAAUCGCACAGAAAUUAUGCAAUGAUGGUGACAAGAACACUCAAUACUAUGUACAUCUGAAACCUCUCUCGGUAACGGAGGCCGAUGGUCUGUUGUGUUACUACCUCAGCCGAUAUGGUCGUACGCUUUCAAACCAGCAAAGAAGUGCAUUUACGAAUGUAUUCCAAAAGUGUUCUCAACCUCUGUUUGUGUCCUUGUGUGCCGAAAAAUGUAAAUGUAUUCAUUCGUAUGAUUCUAUUGACACUGCCAACUUCAGCACGGGUUCUGAGGAAGCUAUAAGUGCAAUGUUCAACGACCUGGAGAAGAAGCACGGGUAUGAACUGGUUUCUAGAUCUAUGUCUUAUUUAGUUGGAUCGGUUACUGGACUUAGUGAUAGCGAAAUGGAAGACUUGCUAUCAUUGGACGAUUUUGUGACGAGUUCUGUGUACACCGAUCACAAGUCGUCUGUCUUGAGGGUGCCACAAAGCAAGUGGCUGCGGCUAAAAGACGACAUCGACCGCUAUUUAGUUCAGCGUGAGGUAGAUGGAGUGACGGUAUACAGAUGGAAGGAUGACCAAUUUGAUCUAAAUAUUAGGACAAGGUAUCUACAGGACGAAUCCAAAUCGAAGGAAAUAUACUCUUUGAUAGCGGACUACUACUUAGGUGUCUGGCAUGGGAAACCUAAACCAAUGUCAAAUAGUGAGAAACAGGCAAACAACUCAGGAUUCGAUCGACAAGUACCCUCACAGCCUCUUACUUUUGACAACGAAGGACAAGUACGUUUUAACAGAAGGAAAUACGACCAACUUCCUCGCCAUUUAUACAACGCCGAACGUUUAGGAGAACUUAAUCGUCUAGUUUUGUUCAACUACGAAUGGAUCUACAACAAAAUCAAAGCUCUGUCCCUACAACACAUCAUCGCAGACUUUGCUUUGAAUCCCAGUAAUGAAGCAUCUCUUGUUGAGGAAGCUUUACGAGUCGCUGAACAGGUUAUUGAAAAAGAUAUCGAUAACAUGGCUUCUGAAAUAUCGGGCCACCUCCUCCCUUAUUAUCAAUCUCAUCCAAACAUCCGGGCCUUGGUGCAUCAAUGUGACACAGCUGGACUGAAGCAAUGUGCGUUGAUACCCAAUUUCCCAUACCUUCAAGUACCAGGGAGUUCUCUACAGUUUGCUAUACACUGUGAUGCGCCAAUGGAGUAUUUCAGCCUAAUAAGUGAAGAACGUCUUCUUCUUACCAAAGAACGAGAGAGUUCUUUUGUGUACAUUUUUGACAUUGUUCUUGGAGAAAGGAAGUCCAACGUCUUUGCUUCAAACGGUGCCUUAUAUGUGACCCCAAAUGGCAGAUACUUCAUCAUUGUUGACCAUGUCACAGAAAAGGCUAUCAAAGUUCAUAAUGCAGAUACUGGAGCAUAUGUUGGACAAUUGAUUGUGCUGAAUCACAUUGAGUUGAAACCAAAAGAAAAAUAUAAAUUGGGUUCUAUUUGUCUCACAAAUGAUCGAGUAUGUGCCAUUGUAAGCACCGACAUCAGCUACCUUUGCAUCGCAAGCAUUGAAACAUGUCAGUUUCUACAAAUAAUUGGUCUAGAUGGGAAAUGCGAUGUUUGUACCAUAUCACACGAUGGAAAAUACGUGUUUUGCAACUCCAACGAAUUUCUGUUUGCGUACAAUUUGUACACGUUAGAACAUUUAUCAACAUUUUCCAUUGGAUUUCGGCCAAGUUGCAUAGUUGUCAGCAAAGAUGGCUUGAGAGCCUAUUUGACAAAUAACAUUGAAACAAAACUGAUGAUACUUCAUCUGAAUCAUGGAAAAGUAGAAAUGGCAUACAAGAGUGUUUUGGACAAAUACAUGCCUGACGACACGAUUAUGGAUUUGCGCAUUUCCCCAAAGGACGACAUGGUUCUUGUUCGUGGACUGAACAAUGUCAUCGUUUACAACAGGACAAAAGAGCGAGUGAUAUCCUCGUUUGUAAGACCAGUGAACGUACCAAAGGAAUUCAAACUUCCUAAAAGUCACUACAUAGAUCUGUUCUUCACAAACGCAGAAUUCACGCAUGGUGGCAAAUUUGUUAUUGCAACAUUAUUUCGAAAUAUCUACUUAUGGGAUGUAACCACUGGUGAAUUAGUAACCACUAUUCAAGCUCCAGUAGGAAUCGUUAAGGAAAUGAUAUAUUCUCCCAAACGCAGUCUUUUAAUCACUCACAUCGAACAUUGUCGUGAAUUCCAGGUUUGGAAUCUCGACGAAGCUGUCAAACCAGUGAAUAUGCUUGAUAAGCUAUCGGGCGCAAUCUCAGAUAUUCAGCUUACUCAUGUCGGAGAAACCGCAUAUGUAGUGUGCAAACGUAGUGAUGAAAUUGGCGUUAUUGAGAUGAGGAGUGGAAUAAUGGUGGAUCUUCUAACCCAUGACAGUCCCGUUGUCAGUUUUGCCAUCACACCAAGUGGUGAUUAUGCUCUAGUAUCUCUUGAACCGAAGAAAAAGGAUAUCAAUACCAAACUAUGGAAUUUACAAGAGAGAAGAGUUAUUAGAGAGUUUGGGAACGCUUCGGGUUACUGCAUUUCACCACACCAAGGCAAUUUUAUUUUGUUUGUGUCUCAGCAAGAAGUUGCAUUUAAAGCGCCUUACUUUAUAACCAUGUUCCAUAUGAGUGAUGGUGAAGUCAGUGAAUUCACUCAUCCCUUAGCUCUGAGGUUUGUCUUGGAAAAACCUUUCCUGACCAGUAAUGAUAAAUACCUUAUUGUUCUGACUGCGCAUGAAUAUCACGAGUCGCGAGCCGAGUACGAAACUCCAACGAUCUGUACGUUUUCCAUGGAUGAAGAGAUGAAAGUUUCGUACUUUACACCAGACAGUUUUCGGGAUUCUAUUCUGAUUGAUGCCAUUGUAGACAUGCAACCAUGUUUGGACAAUCCAUACACAAUUGCUGUCAUGUACAAGUCCAAAGAGAUGCUCGAUUACAACGAUAACAGUCCUUUUGAUGGACUAGGUGGUGGUUCCAGAUACGGGUUCAUGAUUCUCGAUAUAUGCAGUGGCUCUGUUGUCACAAUCUGCGAUCCGUUUUUAGUACCUAGCUUCAAACUCAAACAAAAACUACUGUUUGAUGCAGGUUAUUCCUUCUGUCUUGAUGACCAGUCAAAUAUCUUUGACAUCCGUGAAGGAUGUUACGUUGGACAGUUACAAAAACAAAACUCGCCCCCACGAGUUAUUGCCUUGAAUGGAGCUGUAGUAGUAUACUAUGACGGGAGUGUACUGUCAGCAUAUCGUCUUGGCUCUGGUGAAAUAAUCGCUAACUGUGACGUUCAUUCCAACAUUUGUUGCCUACAUCUUAGCAGAGAUGAGAGAACCCUGGUUGUUGGAUGCGAGGAUGGUGCCAUCGCCUCUUACGUUUUGAUAGAUCCAAAAACAGAAGAUCCAAACUUAGUUCUCUCACAGCUUGGAAGUCGACAAUUAGCAGCACCCAAAAUUGUAUCCGGACGUCGUAAUUCAAUACCGUGGGAUAAAGUAGAAGAGGGCGGCAGCGCACCCCAGUCCAGACCAGUGUCGGCUGUCGCAAAUGAGAAAACUGACAAAAUAAUCCUAAAGCAUAUUGAACCAGCUCCCGCCUUUAGACCUAGUUCUGACACGCUGAUAUACCUGAACACAAAGUCCAAGGCAUGUAGUAUAAUGUGAACAAAGUCGAGUGCAAGAAUUGUUCUCCUUGAUUUCUUUUAUUAUGUGUGGGGUAGAAGUUACAUUAGUUGAUAGUUAGUUACCGGUAGUCUACAUAAUCUAUAGUAUCUGUUUUGUCCCAUUUGCCAAACAAGCACCUGUGAUCUAUUCCGCUACAUGUGCAUCAAAUAAGAGAGCUAUAUUUUUAUCCUCUUAUUUUACGCUAUUACGUUAUACUGAUAUAUUGAAACUAUUGUAAUAUUAGAUAAAAUGUUAUUUUUUAAAAAGUAUACAAUAAAACUGUUUAGAUAUUG
Molecule: messenger RNA, 5941 nt
Organism: Ostrea edulis (European flat oyster)
Lineage: Eukaryota; Metazoa; Mollusca; Bivalvia; Ostreida; Ostreidae
Product: NACHT and WD repeat domain-containing protein 2-like
Exons: 7
Coding region: 426-5648 (1740 amino acids)
Molecular function (GO): protein binding
Source: RefSeq, a predicted model, not a curated record